Molecule: messenger RNA, 1608 nt
Organism: Adineta steineri
Lineage: Eukaryota; Metazoa; Rotifera; Eurotatoria; Adinetida; Adinetidae
Source: the annotation of a GenBank genome assembly
AUGGUUGAUGAAAUGGAAAUUGAACGUAUGCUUGAAGAAAAAUUACAAGGAGAUGUACAAAAACAACCACAAGAACAAAUAGUAGAUAAAACUGAAGAUAAAAAACAUAAAGAAAAAAAACAUCACAAACAUCAUAAACAUCAUAAACAUCAGAAAUCACAUAAAAGUGAGAAAAAACAUGAGCGUAAAGCAAGUCGUUCACCGAAUAAUCGUCAUCAACAACCGCCAGCGCCAUCAAAAGUAUUAUCUUCGGGAAAACGACGAGAUGUAAAAUCAGAUUUACAUAUAUUAGGAGAAACAUUAAAUCGUCAAUCACGAGCAAAAGAAGCUGCAUCAAUGUUAAAAUCAAAUCGACGAGAAAAAACACCAGAAUUAACACCAGAAGAACGAGAUCUUCGAACUGUAUUUUGUAUGCAAUUAGCUGCUACGAUUCGUCCACGCGAUCUCGAAGAUUUCUUUGCUCGUAUUGGUAAAGUUCGUGAUGUUCGUUUAAUAACAGAUCCACGAACACGUCGAUCAAAAGGUGUUGCUUAUGUUGAAUUUCGUGAUUUAACAUGUGUUCAAGCAGCACUUACUUUAAAUGGUGAAAAAGUUCUUGGUAUACCAAUUGUAAUUAAACCAUCGAAUGCUGAAAAAAAUCGUUUGGCAGCUCAAUCAACUAAUACAGCUGCUGGUCAAACUUCAUAUAUGAUGAAUGGUGCAGUUGCACCAAAUGAUUCAGUUAUACCAACACAUGGACCUAUGAAAUUGUAUGUUGGAUCACUUCAUUUUAAUAUAACUGAAAGUAUGUUACGUGGAAUAUUUGAUCCGUUUGGACGUAUUGAAAAUAUAACACUUAUGAAAGAUCCUGAUACAGAGCGAUCAAGAGGAUAUGGUUUUAUCCAAUUUGCUCAUGCUGAAGAUGCUAAACGAGCAAUGGAAAAUUUAAAUGGUUUUGAAUUAGCUGGACGAUCAAUGAAAGUUGGUCAUGUUACUGAACGACUUGGUGAAAUGUCAACUACUGGUAACACGAAUAUUCCACAUUAUACUGUUGGAAUUGCAUCUGCAUUUGCAUCAGGAUCAAAUCUUGAUUCAGAUGAUCUUGAUCAUCGUGGUAUUAGUUUAGGUCCUACUGGACGUUUAGCAUUAAUGGCUAAAUUAAGUGAAGGUAGUGGUUUACAAAUGCCAAAAAAUGCGAUGGAUGCAUUACAAGCUGCACAUGUUCAAGCAGCUAGUUCUCAACAUGUUCGCAUACCUGAACCACCUAAUUCACAACAAUUAGCAACAUGUACAGCUGUUAGUACACAAUGUUUUAUGCUUUCAAAUAUGUUUAAUCCAACUGUUGAAGCUGGAAAUCCUCAUUGGGUACAAGAAAUACGUGAUGAAGUUAUUGAAGAAUGUAAUAAAUAUGGUGGUGUUGUACAUAUUUAUGUUGAUGAAAAAAGUCCUGAUGGAAAUGUUUAUGUUAAAUGUUCAACUAUUGCUAGUGCUAUCAAUACUGUCAAUGCACUUCAUGGUCGUUUUUUUUCUGGUUUGACUGUAAUUGGUAAUUAUAUUCCAACUCAAUCUUAUCAUAAACUUUUCCCGCAAUCAAGUUCAGCGACAACUCUCUUAACUCCUUCAUCGUAA